GCCUCCACCCUCCCGCGAAGCCUGCACGUGCGCGGCACGAGGGGGCGGGACCUGCCCGGCUGGCGGCGCUAAUUGGCUGUGCCGGUUACUGGACGCAGCGCUGAUUGGCCGAGUGCUUCCCGCCUUCCUCCUUUAGCCGGAGGCUGCGCGGCGUAGGCUGAGGGAGCGCACUCGACGCAGAGCGGGCGGCGGGGGAGGCCGCUUCUCCGGCUGCCCCCUGGCGGACCCUGUUCAGCCGCGAGGCUGAGCCUAGCGCCCGAGGGUGCUUCUACUUGACGGAGGGGCGCAGGUGUGGAGCUGCAGGUUCGAGGCGGGCCCUGGGGCCGCGAGGCUGGGUGGGCUCCGACCGUUGAGGAGGACCUUCGAGGUGUUCAUUUUGAGGAGCAGUUUUUACAUGAAGUCAAAAUGCCAAUAAGACCAGAUCUCCAGCAGUUGGAAAAAUGCAUUGAUGAUGCAUUAAGAAAAAAUGAUUUCAAACCUUUGAAAACACUUUUACAAAUUGAUAUUUGUGAAGAUGUGAAGAUUAGAUGCAGCAAACAGUUUUUCCACAAGUUGGAUGACCUUAUAUGCAGGGAACUUAAUAAAAAGGAUAUUCAAACUACUUCACUCAUUUUGGUUUCUAUUGGAAGAUGUGGCAAAAAUAUCAACAUAUUAGGACAACCUGGACUUACAACCAUGCUAAAACAAGGACUAGUCCAAAAGAUGGUUGUCUGGUUUGAAAAAUCCAAGGAGAUUAUUCUGAGUCAAGGAAAUUCAAAAGACGAAGCUGUUAUAAAUAUGAUAGAAGACUUAUUUGAUCUACUUAUGGUCAUACAUGACAUCAGUGAUGAAGGUAAAAGACAAGUAAUGGAAAGUUUCAUACCUCUAAUUUGUGCCUUGGUUAUUGAUUCAAGAGUGAACAUUUGCUUUCAGCAGGAGACUUUGAAAAAAAUGAAUGCCAUGCUUGACAAAAUGCCGCAAGAUGCCAGGAAAAUACAUUCUAACCAAGAAAUGUUAACUCUCAUGAAUAAUAUGGGAGAAAGGAUUUUAGAUGCUGGAGAUUAUGACUUGCAAGUAGGCAUUGUGGAAGCUUUAUGUAGAAUGACCACAGAAAAACAAAGACAACAACUGGCAUGUCAGUGGUUUUCAAUGGAUUUUAUUGCUAAUGCAUUUAAAGAAAUUAAAGACAGUGAAUUUGAAACAGAUUGCAGGAUAUUUCUGAACCUUGUAAAUGGCAUGCUUGGAGAUAAGAGAAGGGUCUUUACAUUUCCUUGUUUGUCAGCAUUUCUUAAUAAAUAUGAGCUGCAAAUACCAUCAGAUGAAAAACUUGAAGACUUUUGGAUCGAUUUUAAUCUUGGGAGCCAGACUCUGUCAUUCUACAUUGCUGGAGAUGAUGAUCAUCAAUGGGAUGCAGUCACUGUUCCUGAGGAAAAAGUACAAAUGUACAGUGUUGAAGUGAAAGAAUCAAAGAAGCUGCUGAGUAUAAUUCUGAAAAGUGUAGUAAAAAUUGGUAACAGAGAAGGGGAAGAAUUGCUUUUGUAUUUUGAUGCAUCAUUAGAUAUCACUAAUGUGGUUGAAAAAAUUUUUGGUGCCAGUAAAUACCGGGAAUUUUCCAGAAAACAAGGUGUUUCAGUCGCCAAAACAGCUGUGCAUAUACUUUUUGAUGCAAGUGGAUCACAGAUUCUCGUGCCAGAAAGUCAGUUCUCAAACACUGAAGAAGAUCUCACUAAUUUAAAAGAAAAACCUAACUCCCACAAGGAUUUCGCUGGCCCUCUGAAAUGUAUCAGUAACCAAGGGGACAGAAAAAAUUGUCAGCCAGAGAUAAAUACUCCUAGCAAAAGAAAAAUGUCUGAAGCGUCAAUGAUUGUUCCUGGUGCAGAUAGAUACACUGUGAGAAGUCCAGUACUUUUAAUCAACGCAUCGACACCACAAAGAAGAAAAGUUAAACCGCCACUACAAAUGAUGAGUUCUGCAGAGAAAGCUGAUAUUUCUACAUCAGAAAAUGAAGUGGAUAACACUGUAUCACAUAAAUCUAGACCAUCAGAAGAAAGAAAUAGAAGAGCUAAUACAAACAAGCACAUCAAAACUGCAAAAAUUGUAGAAAAGACACAAAAUAAGGACAUUGGAUUCCAAAACGAAAAUUUAAAUAAACUCGAGGAUUUUCAUCCUGAUACACAAGCAGAGGGAGAAAGAGAUAAACCUGUAUUUCCUCAUGUUUUAGACAAUAACUGUGAAAGUAAAAUGCACUCCAAAUGGGCUUGUUGGACACCUGUGUCAAACAUUAAGCUGUGUAGUAACCAAAUAGCCAGUACUUCAUCAGAAGACACAUUUAAUCAAGGUAUUGGCAUCAAUAAGAAACAUACUAAACAAAAAUCAUCCUCUUCAAUAUCAGAUCAUGAUUCUGAAGAAACAGUAAAGGGAAAAUAUAAGAAAGAAGUAGGAGAGCACAACAAAAUAAAUAAAGCAGAAGUCUGCAAAAGAAAUAGUGAACAACAAAAUCAUCCUAAAUACUCAGUACAAAAUAAUACUGAAAAUACUAAACAGAGUGAUUGGCAUAUUGAAUCUGAAACUACUUUUAAGUCAGUUCUCCUAAAUAAGACAGUUGAAGAAUCUCUGAUCUAUAGGAAGAAAUACAUAUUGUCAAAAGAUAUGAAUGCUACUAUUUGUGAUAAAAGCCCUUCUCCUAGAAAAAAUGUGAGAAGUCAGAGAAAAUCAGAGAGAGAAGUGACUUCUGAGCUUGAUUCCUUGGAUUUGAAACAAAACAUGAGAGAAAAGUCAAAGGGGAAGGGGUUUACUGAUGCAGCAGAAUCCUUGAUAAACCAAAUUAAUAAGAGGUACAAACCAAAAGAUGACAUAAAGCCCACAAGAAGAUUGAAUGAGCCUUUGAUUGACAGUGGUUUUUCAAACAAGUCUGACCUACAGAAUGGUAAGGGAAAAGUUCAGAAAAAAAGUUACAGAAAACUGAAGACUACUUUGGUUAAUGUUACUUCUGAAUGCCCAUUGAAUGAUGUUUACAAUUUUAAUUUGAAUGGAGCUGACGAGCCUAUUAUAAAACUUGGAAUACAAGAAUUUCAAGCAACAUCUAGAGAAGCCUGCAUGGAUAAUUCAGUGAAACUGGUGAAUUUAAGGAAUCAUGAUGAACUUGAACCAUCUUUCAAAACAAAAGAUAAAAGAAUUAUGUCAAAUUGGAGAAAGAAAAAUAUCUUUAGUGAUACUGAAACAGAAUAUAAAUGUGAUGACAGCAAGACUGAUAUUAGCUGGCUAAGAGAACCAAAGUCAAAACCACAGCUAAUAGACUAUAGCAGAAAUAAAAAUGUGAAGAAAUAUAAAAGUGGGAGAUCAAGACCAUCUAUGGAUAAGGGCCAGCGAAGAUCUAAAAUGGUACCCAAUAAAAAUACCAUCCAAAAGGUAGAUGAGACAGUUCCAGAUGGGAGAACCAGACUCCCCCGAAAAGCAACAAAAACCAAGAAAAAUUACAAAGAUCUCUCAAAUUCAGAAUCAGAGAGUGAACAAGAAUCUGCACAUUCACUUAAAGAGAAACCUCUAGUAAAGGAGGAGAAUAUCCAUUCCAGAACCAAAAACAUGAAACUACCAAAGAAACAACAGAAACUCAUCUUAACUGAGACACAAAAAGAACUAUCAAAAAAACAGAAAAAUCCAUCUCUGCUAAAAGAUGCUAUAAGAGAUAAUAACCGUGACUUAUCUCCUAUAUCUUUAGCUGGGAGUCCAUCAUCUAUAGAAGUAAUGAGAUGUGUGGAAAAAAUAACAGAGAAUGAUUCUACUCAGGAUUAUGACUGUAUAACAAAAUCUCUAUCACCUUAUCCAAAAACUUUAUCACCUGGAUCUUUAAACAGUAGCAAUAGAGUUGGAAGUCCAGUAAACUCACCAAAAAACAGUGGGAUAAACUUAAUAUGUGCAAGUGUAAGUUGCUCACCAAUUCAACCACCUCUUCUUCUGCCCAGUCAUACUCCCAGAAAGAUUAAAACUGUUAUGAAUAAACAAAACAUGAAUUCUGUGAUACUUACACAAGAAACACAAAAUUCUAACAGCUAUUCAGAUGUAAGCAGUUAUAGUUCAGAAAAACAGUGUAUGGAAAUUGAAUCUCUACAUAACAGUGAAAAUCAUACACAAAGCGACAGAGAGGAAAGCCGUUCAGCAUCUCCAUUAUCCAUGUCUAGUGAAAGAAGAGAGAAAAUAUGCUUUGGCAUGACUCAUGACACUACUCAGAUAUCAGGCCUCGCUCAGCAUCUUAGUUGCAAACGAAUGUAUAUAGAAGAUAACGUAAGUAAUUCCAAUGAAGUGGAAAUGGAAGAAGUAAGGAGCAUACACUUACUUCCCAAAAGGGUCUGCAAAACUGAAGAUGUAGAUCAUCACACCUACAAAAUGUUCGAAAGUUUAUCUCCAUUAUCAACAAAUGAGUGCUUUAUUCCUGAGAACUGGAAAAAUCACCUUCCAGGUGCAGGCAUGAUUUGUGAGAAGCUUAAUUCCCAGUUUAAGAGGAAGAUUCAUAUCCGACAUAAAAUGACAGAUUAUUUUACGAAGCAGUCUUGGAAAACAGUUCAGCAGCAUGUGAAAACAAUGAACCAUCAAAUUCAGGAGUAUAGGAUUAAAAGACUUGAUAAAUUCCAGAUGAACAUCAUGGAACAGCUAGAGAAUUUUGAAAAAGAUUCACAGUCUUUAGAAGAUUUGGAGAAGGAAUUUGUGGACUUUUGGGAAAAGAUACACCAGCAGUUCAGAGAAUAUCAGAGAAGUGAAGAGCAGAGGCUUCAUCUUCUGAAAACUUCACUAUAUAAAAAUGUCUUCUAUAAAACUGAUUAUGAAGAAACUGUUUUUACAUCAGAGGUGGGUUCAAUGAAAGAAAAUUUGAAAAUGCUGCAAGAAAGGCUUCUUAUGGAAAUGCAAGAAGAGGAACUUCUUAACGUACACAGAGGACUGAUGUCAUUAUUCAUGGCUCAUGAUAGAAAUGAUGAGUGAAAUCUAAUUGUGAUGCAUUUUUCUAAUUACUAUUUUUUGUGUGUAACUAAGGAAAUAGAGGAGUACCCCUACAAAAAAGUACAUGUUACCAGGCAAGUGUAUUCUGUAGGCCCUCCCAAAUUCACAGACAUGUCUUCUUACAGAUCACAUAGAACCACUGUAACGUGACUGCAAGCGCAAAAGACAGUGUGCACAGUAUUGUUUUUCCUUUUGUAGAGAGAAAAUUUUGGAAAACCAGUAAAUGAAGUUGGCUUAUUUUUGUUGUAAUACGUAAUUAACUAUAAUCACAAAAUUGGCUUAAUAAAUUUUAUUAUAUAAUAUACAUAAAAUUUUAUAUAGUUUUAGAUGAAGUAAAGUAUAUUAUCUAAAAUUUAUUUAAUAGUUCAGAAUAUGUAAGUAAUAAAACUGUAGCCACACUUAGAGAAAGGAGAAAGUCCCUGAUUUACAAUGUUUACCUGUGUGGUAGAUCAGUACUUUCAGCACACUUUGGGAGAUAAUUCAUAGGGUUAUGGCUCCAAUGUAUUAGCAGAUACUAAAUGGCCUAAAAUUGGUAGUAUAUUGCCUAAAAUAUUUUAACUCAAUGUAGAAAUUUUAACUCGUAAGCAUGCUGUUUGUCAAGUACAUUUUAAGCUCCUAGUUUUCAUUGUAAUAUUUUGCUGGAUCAUUCUAUCAAAUAAAGUGAAUAUUUGAUUUGUUUUGCUAUAUUAAAGUUGAAAUAAAUUCUAUUUCACUUGAUUAACUUA
This is a messenger RNA of Chinchilla lanigera (long-tailed chinchilla), 5696 nucleotides long. RefSeq names its product synaptonemal complex protein 2 (gene Sycp2). The record is from RefSeq and is a predicted model, not a curated record. The coding region runs from base 406 to 4953 and encodes 1515 amino acids. NCBI's taxonomy places the organism in Eukaryota, Metazoa, Chordata, Mammalia, Rodentia, Chinchillidae. The transcript is spliced from 44 exons.